AUGUCCCAAAUACCUCUUGUUAGCGCUAACCUGGCAACUGUAACACUGGAAAGUGUCUUUUACGGGAUGUUCCUCGUCCUUUCAUCGGCGUCCAUAUUUUUUCACAUAUCCCGUGCUGCGUCUUCUCCACGAACUCGACCACGUCGGUUCGCUGCUCUGUGGGGGCCGAUAUUUCUAGGCUCAAUUCUCACUACGAUCACGGUGACUGGCCAUUGGAUCACAACGGUUGUACGGCUAUUCGAUGCAUUUGUCAACUACAAUGGCGGCAAUUCACCACUUGAGUACUAUUCCGCCGUUUGGUUGUCAAGUGAAGCUGCCCAGACAUCUUUCCUCAUCGCCACACUGGUAUCGUGCGAUUCUAUGCUGAUCUACCGGCUAUGGAUUGUCUGGAAUCACAACUACUGGGUGGUUAUCUUACCGAUGUGCGCUGAAUUGGUACUCUGCGUUGCAGGGAUUGUAGCUAUCUACCUGCAGACACAGGUACGAGGUAGCAUCUUCGCCACUGCCUUGACCCAUUGGGUCACCGCAUGCUAUGCGUGUACUUUCGUGACCAAUGUCUACAGCUCGUGUGGGAUUGCCUAUCGUGUCUGGGCGGCACGCCAACGGAUGAAUCCCUUCAGUGGUCUAAACCUAAUGGACGUGCUUGUUACCAUGGUGGAGAGUGCCGCCAUUUACACGUCGUAUACCAUCUUUUUCCUCGGCACAUAUGAGGCCAAAAGCAACCUGCAAUUCUUCACCAUCGAUACGCUCUGUCCUAUGGCCGGCAUAGCGUUCAUGCUCAUCAAUGUCCGCGUGGGCUUAGGCUGGGCACAACGAGCCAAUACCGACUCAAUGCCUGCUGCCAACGAUUAUUUCGGCCGCGGUGGUACUACGCACACAGAAAUGUCCUUUGCUAUGCGUCCAGUAACAGUGGAAGUUCCGCCUGCGGUUCAUCCCUCCUCCCUGGAUGACGUAGAGCGAUCCCAAGAUAAGACGGACUAUGGCCUGGGUGCUGGGUUGUAG
Fomitopsis serialis is the source of this 1002-nucleotide messenger RNA. RefSeq lists its product as uncharacterized. Bases 1 to 1002 code for a protein of 333 amino acids. Lineage: Eukaryota; Fungi; Basidiomycota; Agaricomycetes; Polyporales; Fomitopsidaceae. The record is from RefSeq and is a predicted model, not a curated record. The transcript is spliced from 8 exons.